GCUUUAUGGUAGGUAACUCACGGCCUUCUUGUUCAAAUCCAGGUCUUUUGCCUAUCUAGUUCGUGAGGAGUCUACCCUCAGGGAUAACAUUCGCUUUCUCCUUAUUAUCGCUCACUCUAUUCUUUCGUUUAAUUUAGAAAAUGCGUCGAUCUUAUCGCGCAGCGGCUAUCGCUGCUCUAGCGAGUUCUUCAGAAGCCGCAUCUGCGUCUCUCACUGAUGUCUGUACUGUCGCUAAUGUUCAAGCCGCGCUACCUGCAAAUGGCACUCUGCUCGGAAUCAAUUUGAUUCCAUCGACCGUAACGGCCAGCGCUGUGUACAACGCGACUACCGGUGGUGGUAUGGGUAGUGGUUCAUCGACGGGCAGCAACGCUACUUACAACUACUGUAAUGUAACGGUCGCGUACACGCACACGGGUAAAGGCGACAAGGUAGUCCUUAAAUACGCGUUCCCCGAACCUUCUACCUUCAAGAACCGUUUCUACGUUGGCGGCGGAGGUGGUUUCUCACUUUCAAGCGACGCGACAGGGGGUCUCCCGUAUGGCGCCACUGGGGGUGCUACCGACGCCGGAUACGAUGCCUUCAGCAACAGUUACGACGAGGUCGUCUUAUAUGGAAAUGGAUCUAUCAACUGGGACGCGACAUACAUGUUCGGGUAUCAAGCCCUCGGCGAGAUGACUAAAGUUGGCAAACCCCUAACACAAGCCUUCUACAGUUUAUCCAGCGACACCAAGGUCUACACCUACUUUGAAGGGUGCUCCGACGGCGGCAGAGAGGGUAUGAGCCAAGUCCAGCGUUUCGGCGAAGAAUACGAUGGCGCCAUUACUGGCGCCCCUGCUUUCCGCUUCGCGCACCAACAAGUUCUCCACGUAUUCUCGUCAGCCGUCGAGACGAUCCUCGAUUACCUCCCACCGCCAUGUGAACUCGCCAAGAUCGUCAACGCCACUAUCGCCGCAUGCGACCCCCUCGACGGAAGAACCGACGGCGUCGUAUCUCGCACAGAUUUAUGCCAGCUAAAUUUCGACCUAAAUUCGAUCGUUGGUCAAUCGUACUACUGCGCCGCGAAAAAUAGCACAUCCCUCGGCUUCGGGUUCAACAAGCGAUCUAUUAGCACCGCCAAGAACAAGCACAACAGACGCCAAGCUCCGGGCAGUUCCACCAGUUACCAGCCCGCGCAAAACGGAACGGUUACGAAGGAAGGCGUAGCAGUCGCCCAGGCGAUUUAUAACGGCCCGCAUAAUUCCGCCGGUCAACGCGCAUAUUUAUCUUGGCAGAUCGCGUCAGAGCUCGGCGACGCGAGUACGACGUAUAACACGGACAGUGGCGUGUGGGAGCUUAGUAUCCCGUCGACGGGCGGGGAGUACGUGACGAAGUUUAUCCAGCUUCUGGAUUUGGACAAUUUAUCUGCCUCCGAUCUAGAUGGUAUCACGUACGACACUUUAGUCGAUUGGAUUAACACUGGGUACGUACGAUAUUACGAUAGUCUCCAGACCACGGUUCCCGAUCUCACGCCUUUCCAAUCAUCUGGUGGAAAGUUGUUGCAUUACCAUGGCGAAUCCGAUUCUAGUAUUCCGGCAGCGUCGUCUGUACAUUAUUGGCAGUCUGUUAGGUCGGUUAUGUACGGCAAUCUAACUGACGACGCGGCGCGCGAGGCGUUGAGCGAGUGGUAUCAAUUCUACCUGGUCCCGGGCGCCGGGCACUGCGGCACGAAUAGCCUCCAACCCGGGCCGUACCCACAGAAUAAUAUAGAGGUUAUGAUAGACUGGGUGGAGAACGGGAUUACGCCGCAACGAUUGAACGCUACGGUGUCGUCGUCGACGGGUGUAAAUGCCGGCGAGACGCAGUUGCUUUGCCAGUGGCCUACGCGCCCGCUAUGGAAGGGGAACAGUUCGGAUUUUGAGUGUGUCGAGGAUCAGAAGUCCGUUGAGAGUUGGACAUAUGAGUUCCCGGCCUUUAAGGUCCCGGUGUAUUAGGCGAAAAAGGGUGUCAGAGGACGGGCUUAGGAGGUUCAAUCUAGACGGAGGGAAAUAUAUAAGGAUUACUGAGACUCGGUAUUCACGGAAUCGCGUGGUUAUAUGCUUUUGUUCAAUAUAAAUAUAUAUAUUGCUUCUUCCCCAUUAAGCCCAGAUCUAAGAGUAAUUAUAGUAAUAGCAUGGUAUAUUAUUCUUACAUAUUAGCUGC
This is a messenger RNA of Hypoxylon trugodes, 2178 nucleotides long. RefSeq names its product tannase and feruloyl esterase. Bases 141 to 1970 code for a protein of 609 amino acids. The record is from RefSeq and is a predicted model, not a curated record. The transcript has a single exon. NCBI's taxonomy places the organism in Eukaryota, Fungi, Ascomycota, Sordariomycetes, Xylariales, Hypoxylaceae.